GUUGGAAAAGACGGUGUACCACUUCCAGCAGACCAGCAAGGUCAAGGUUUAAACGAAGAUGAAAUUAACAAUAUUGUUACGGAGCGUGUUCGUACUCGUGUUAAUGAGAUGAAAGAAACACAAGACUAUAAGGACUUUUUGCGUCAUAAACAUGGCUUGAAAGGUGGUUCAACUUCUUAUCAAGAUUUUGUUGAUAAUGAUAAUAUUACCAUUAAAAUGCCAAAUAAGGUUGGUUUGAUGCAGUCGGAGUCAUUGUUUGGUUAUCUUAAUAGGAAGUUUUGUUAUACUCACCUUAAUAAAAAAGGUGAGGUUAUUCGUAAUAGUAAAGGUAAUGUUUGUUACGUUCACACGAAACGUUAUAUUAAUGCACGUUAUAAUAAUUAUGAGAAGAAUAUUGAUAAAAUAGUUUUGGCUUAUCGUAAGGCUUUAAACUGGUUUGUUACAACUCUUAACGCUGAAGUUGGCUUAACUGAUGAUGAUUUGCGUAAAAUAGCUUAUUACAAUUAUACUUACCGUUUUCGGUUGUUGUCUUAUGAGCAAUUUAAUAAAUUGACUUAUGAGCCUCAGGCUGAUGAUUUAAUGUUUAAUUUAGAUUCUAUCUUAAUGCUGGAUAAAAAGGAACAAUUUGUGCAAGGUGUUUAUCUUCCUUUUACUUCGUUUUUUACUGAACAUGAAUAUUAUGCUACUAUGCUGGAUUCAGUUCUUGAACGUUAUCAGUUUGUUGGAGAUUCGGAACGAUAUGUUAAAUAUGAAAAUGUAAAGCGAGCUCGUCAGCGUUUGGCUGGUUUAUCGGUUGUUCACUAUUGA
Molecule: messenger RNA, 807 nt
Organism: Cylicocyclus nassatus
Lineage: Eukaryota; Metazoa; Nematoda; Chromadorea; Rhabditida; Strongylidae
Source: the annotation of a GenBank genome assembly